Morchella importuna is the source of this 4092-nucleotide messenger RNA. RefSeq lists its product as uncharacterized. The record is from RefSeq and is a predicted model, not a curated record. The transcript has 18 exons. Gene Ontology annotation, biological process: isoleucyl-tRNA aminoacylation. NCBI's taxonomy places the organism in Eukaryota, Fungi, Ascomycota, Pezizomycetes, Pezizales, Morchellaceae. Gene Ontology annotation, molecular function: isoleucine-tRNA ligase activity; tRNA binding; hydroxyacylglutathione hydrolase activity. Bases 1 to 4092 code for a protein of 1363 amino acids.
AUGCAGAUCAAGUCGAUUCCAAUGUGGACCGGAAGCCAUGAUAACUAUGCUUAUCUGGUGGUAGACGACAAGACGAAAGAUGCAAUGAUUGUGGAUCCAGCGAACCCGCCAGAGGUGCUACCGUACUUGGAGAAGACGCUGGCGGCGGAGGGGAUUACCCUGAAGGGUAUUAUCAAUACGCACCAUCAUUAUGACCAUGCCGGCGGUAAUAAAGAGCUGCUCAAAAACUAUCCAGUCCCAAUCCUCGGCGGAAAAGACUGUGAGGGCGUGACAAAAAUCCUCAAAGAUGGCGAGACCUUCACCAUUGGCAAGGGGAUUAGCGUCAGGUCAUUGCACACACCGUGUCAUACUCAAGAUAGUAUCUGCUAUUUUGUCCAGGAUGGGGAUGAGAAGGCAGUAUUUACGGGGGAUACUCUGUUCAUUGCCGGCUGUGGUAGAUUCUUCGAGGGUACGCCAGAGGAGAUGCACAAAGCAUUGAAUGUGACGCUGGCUUCACUCCCGGACGAUACGAAGGUCUACCCGGGACAUGAGUAUACAAAGUCUAAUAUCAAGUUCGGACAGCAUGUCACGGAUACGGUGCCGGUGCAAAAGCUGGGAAAGUUCUGUGCAGAGAACGAACAGACACAAGGGAAAUUCACUAUUGGGGAUGAGAAGCAACAUAACGUUUUUAUGAGAGUUGAUGACCCGGCUGUUCAGCAAGCCACCGGUGAAAUUGAACCAGUUGCGGUUAUGAAGAAGCUUCGGGAGAUGAAGAAUAGUUUCAAACCUCCUUUUGUGUCUCGAGAUUUAAUCCAUAUCCCGGGGAGUCCAUUAACGAUUGACAUAAGUUUGAACACUGGCUGGAUAUUUCCUAAGGUUAGGGCUUUUAUGGAUUUCCCCAAGGAAGAAGAGAAAAUCCUCGAGUUCUGGAGGGAGAUUGAUGCCUUCAGGACCUCGGUCAAAUUGUCAGAGGGGAAGACGCCGUAUUCUUUUUAUGACGGACCUCCGUUCUGCACUGGAUUACCGCAUUAUGGCCACUUGCUCGCCAGUACCAUCAAAGAUAUUGUCCCCCGUUAUUGGCACAUGAAAGGCCACUAUAUCGAGCGAAGGUUUGGUUGGGAUACUCACGGUCUCCCCGUUGAGUAUGAGAUUGACAAAAAGCUUAACAUCACCUGUAAGGACGAUGUUAUGAAGAUGGGCAUUGAUAAGUAUAAUGCCGAGUGUAGGGCUAUUGUCAUGAGGUACUCCACAGAGUGGAGACAAACUAUCGAUAGGUUGGGUCGCUGGAUCGACUUCGACAACGACUACAAGACCAUGUACCCGACAUACAUGGAGUCCAUCUGGUGGGUUUGCAAGCAGCUUUUUGACAAAGAUCAAGUGUAUCUUGGAUACCGUGUUAUGCCCUAUUCAACUGCAUGCACCACCCCGCUUUCCAACUUCGAAUCUCAGCAGAACUAUAAGGAUGUUCAAGACCCUGCCGUAGUUGUCAGCUUCCCACUGGUAGAGGAUCCCACUACCGACCUUCUUGCUUGGACCACCACACCUUGGACUUUGCCCUCUCACACCGGAAUUGCGGUCCACCCAGACUUUGAGUACAUCAAGAUCAAUGAUCAGGCGUCUGGCAGAAACUAUAUCCUUCUCGAGUCAUGUCUGAAAACUCUAUAUGGAGAGAAGGGGCUCAAAAAGGCAAAGUACACUAUUGAGAAGAAGUACAAGGGUAAGGAUAUGUUAGGAUGGAAGUACGAGCCGCUUUUUGACUACUUCUAUGAGGACUUUAAGGAGCAUGGUUUCAAGGUAUUGAAUGCUACCUAUGUCACAUCGGACAGUGGUACGGGGUUGGUUCAUCAAGCACCUGCAUUUGGUGAGGAGGAUUACAAUGUCGCGAUGGAUGCGGGAGUCAUCACGGAGAAGAGGCCUCCGCCAAACCCGGUUGAUGAGUCUGGUAUUUUUACUAGCCAAGUUAGAGAUUUCGCUGGGCUUCACGUUAAGGCUGCAGACAAGUCUAUCAUUAAACAUUUGAAGGAGAAAAAGAGACUCGUCGUCGAUGGUCAAAUCACCCACAGUUAUCCGUUCUGUUGGCGUUCAGAUACCCCUUUGAUUUACCGAGCCGUUCCCGCUUGGUUCGUCCGUAUCCCCAGUAUCAUUCCCCAGAUGUUGAAGAACAUUGAGGGCUCGCAUUGGGUUCCUUCAAACGUGAAGGAAAACAGAUUCGCAAGUUGGAUUGCAAAUGCUAGGGACUGGAACAUCUCUCGUAACAGGUAUUGGGGUACACCGUUACCCAUCUGGGUUUCGGAUGAUCGUGAGGAGAUUGUGUGUGUUGGAAGUGUAGAGGAACUCAGGGAGUUGAGUGGAUGCGGAGAGAUUCCGGAUCUCCACCGCGACAAAAUUGACCACAUCACCAUCCCGAGCAAGAAAGGAAAGGGUGUUUUAAAGAGAGUGGAGGAGGUCUUUGAUUGUUGGUUUGAGUCUGGAAGCAUGCCUUACGCUAGCAAGCACUACCCUUUUGAAAACAAGGAGCAGUUUGAGGGCUCUUUCCCAGCUAACUUCAUUGCCGAGGGAUUGGACCAGACGCGUGGAUGGUUUUACACUCUCCUUGUCCUUGGUACACAUCUUUUUGGAGUCUCUCCAUUCCAAAACUGCAUUGUCAAUGGUAUUGUACUUGCCGAGGACGGAAAGAAGAUGUCCAAGCGUCUCAAGAACUAUCCUGACCCCACAUUGGUCAUGGAUAAGUACGGUUCUGAUGCUCUGAGACUGUACCUUAUCAACUCACCAGUUGUCAGGGCACAGCCGCUGAGGUUCAAGGAGUUGGGUGUCAAAGAGGUUGUCGCCAAGGUGCUGUUACCGCUUUGGAACAGUUACAAUUUCUUCGAGCAGCAGGCACAGCUGUUGAAGAAACUGACUGGUAAUGAAUACAGGUUCAGCCCUGAGUCAGGCGGUAACAAGAAUGUGAUGGAUAAAUGGAUUUUGGCCAAUUGCCAGAGUUACUUGAAAUUUGUGAAUGAAGAGAUGACUGCGUACCGUUUGUACACCGUGGUUCCUAGAAUGCUGGAAAUGAUCGACAACACAACCAACUGGUACAUUAGAUUCAACAGAAAACGUCUGAAGGGUGAAUAUGGCCUCGAAGACACAACACAUGCUCUAAACGCACUUUUUGAGGUUCUAUUUACGCUUGUGCGUGGCCUCGCCCCAUUCACACCAUUCUUGACAGAUAAUAUCUACCAACGCCUGCGCCCCUACAUUCCCGAGUCACUCUUACCCAAGGAUUCUAGAAGUGUACACUUCCUGAGCUUUCCAGAGGUUAGGGAAGAACUGUUCGAUGAGGAUGUUGAGAGGAGAUUUGGCAGAAUGCAGAAGGUCAUUGAGCUGGCACGUGUUUCCAGAGAGAGGAAGACUGUCGGCUUGAAGACACCUUUGAAAACACUUGUUGUCAUCCACAAAGACCAACAAUAUCUCGACGAUAUCAAGUCUCUCGAAUCUUACAUCACCUCUGAGCUUAACGUCCGCGAUCUUGUCCUUUCAUCGGACGAGGAUAAGUACGGUGUACAAUACAAAGCUGUUGCCGAUUGGCCUGUCCUUGGAAAGAAAUUGAAGAAGGAUCUUCCCAAGGUUAAGCAAGCUCUCACUAAGCUAACGAGCGCUGAGGUCAAAAAAUUUGUCGAAGACAAGGAAAUCGUAGUCGGUGGGAUCACACUUGUGGCCGAGGAUCUCAACGUUGUCCGCGAGCUCGGGGAGUCAUCAUCGGGGCAUAUGGAGACAAACACGGAUAACGAUGUCCUUACCAUCCUUGACACAGAGCUACACAAGGAGCUGGAGAGUGAGGGACUUGCGAGAGAAAUUUUGAACCGUGUUCAGAGGCUACGAAAGAAGGCGGGCCUCGUGGCUACGGAUGAUGUGAAGAUGGAGUAUAGAAUCCUCAAGGACCCGAUUGGACUCGAGGAGGUCUUUGUAGAGCAUAGGGAUACUCUUGAGAAGGCGCUCCGAAGGCCUCUGGAUAAGGCCACUAUCACGCAUAUUGAAGAAAUAAAUCCAGGUGAAGAUAUAGACAAGAUCAUUAUGGAGGAGGAGCAAGAGGUUGGAGAAGCCACAUUCUUGCUGAGGCUUCUAAAACUUUAA